Molecule: messenger RNA, 1300 nt
Organism: Paralichthys olivaceus (Japanese flounder)
Lineage: Eukaryota; Metazoa; Chordata; Actinopteri; Pleuronectiformes; Paralichthyidae
Gene: rab33ba
Product: RAB33B, member RAS oncogene family a
Biological process (GO): regulation of exocytosis; Rab protein signal transduction
Molecular function (GO): GTP binding; GTPase activity
Source: RefSeq, a predicted model, not a curated record
GAGACUUCAGCAGCCAGUCCAGUACGUGGCCUGACAGCUGGGAGUGUUUGCUGUGGCUUGUCCGCUGGCAGGUUGAGGCCACAGGCUGUGCGUGAUCGAGACCCGCAUGCACCAGGACGCCUGAUACCCGCUGUAAAUCUCCUCCACGUCUUCGAAUCGUGUCACGUCCACUCUGUCAGCGUGGCAUGGCGGAGAGCGGGUCGUCGGUUGCAUUCUCCGGCUCUCUGACGAGCUCCACUCUUCCUCCGCCGCGGACCCGCAUCUUCAAAAUCAUCGUGAUCGGGGACUCGGGGGUCGGAAAGACGUGCCUCACCUAUCGCUUCUGUGCCGGCAAGUUCCCCGAGAAGACCGAGGCCACGAUCGGGGUGGACUUCAGGGAGAGGCUGGUGGAGAUUGAUGGCGAGAAAAUCAAGAUCCAGCUGUGGGACACUGCAGGACAAGAGCGCUUCAGGAAGUCCAUGGUGCAGCACUACUAUCGCAAUGUGCAUGCUGUUGUCUUCGUCUAUGAUGUCACCAACGCUGCUAGCUUCCGCAGCCUCCCUGCCUGGAUUGAGGAGUGCAAGCAGCACGCGCUGGGCACGGAGGUACCCAGGAUCUUAGUUGGAAACAAGUGCGACCUCCAAGACUCCAUCCAAGUGAGCACAGAUGUGGCGCAGCAGUUCGCAGAUGCCCAUUCCAUGCCACUAUUCGAGACAUCUGCAAAAAGCCCUAACAGCCAAGGAGAAGGAAGCUGUGGCAGUGGAAACAGUGACCACGUUGAGGCUAUUUUUAUGACGGUGGCCCACAAACUAAAGUCUCAAAAGCCUCUAGUGUUGAGCCAGCCCCCUGGGGUUUCAGGAGGCACCAUCAACCUGAGCAGGGGGAUGAGUGAUGGGGGAGAUGCGAACAGGAGCUGGACUUGCAGCAGCUGCUGAAGAAGAAGACUGGAGGGAAAGAGGGAUAUAACUUUAGCUUCAGACUGAACACGGCCACUGAAACUGAAGAUAAAGUGAGCUGAGGAAACAGUGGUGGUCUAGAAAGAUUGAGUGGAUCCAGCCAAAUGACUUCAAAAUCAGAACAACAGAAACGAUGUGUUCAUUUGAAAACAAUACAUUUUUCAUGUGCUUGUGCUUGAUAUUGCAAAUGACCUUUAAAGGGUUUGGGGCAAUGUGUUUGCUGCUUUGGGAUGUUGGUUUAUGGAAAUUAUUGUGAACACAAAGUCAGAACCUGAGUCAGUUAUCCUGAGAUAGUCAUUUUUAAAGUCUCAAGUAAGUUACCUUGUUUUGUGGCAACAUAAAACCCAGAAGCACUGUGGCAUUCA